AUGAGUGAAAAGAAACAUGUAGAUUUCGACAAUAGUGAUAGCAGCAGGAGCAGCGGGGGUGAUCACCCGUAUGAAAGGCAUAUCCCACUCCAACAAGAGUCUCCCGUUCGUCCUCACGAAACUCCCAUCCAACACAAAGAACAACAACAACAAGAAAAAGAAAAAGAAGAAAAAGAAAAAGAAGGGAAAAGUGCACCGACGACUGCUGCUCGUCCCUCUCAAAUCGCUCUUUUUCAAUUCGGUGGUGGACGGAAUACCACAAAUAACACUCCUGCUGCUGAUAAUAACAACAAUAACAAUAACAAUCAUGAGAGUCCAAAUAAUAACGCCAUCAAGAUACGAAAGUUUGGGGUCUUUGAUGAUGUCACCACCUCCUCUGAAGACUCCUAUAGUGUAAGUGAAGUAAAGAAACCCGAACGUAAAGAAGUCCCUACAGCAGUUGUUGAAAAAACACCGGUAGAUCCCGCUGUGAAUACAUCCACAACAACAACAACAACAACAGCUGCUCCAAGGUUAUCUACUACAUCUAUUGAUGUGGAUAUAGCAAGGCGCUCUAGUAUAGAUCAUAGUAAAGAUAUGAAAGAAAUUGCAGCCGUGAUGGCCGCUCAGGUUAGAGAACAACAAUCACCACCACCAACAGCAAUAGCAAUAACAGCACCACCAACAGCAAUAACAGUAGUAACACCAAAGGGAACUUUGGCUUCCCCUUCCUCUAUUUAUUCUGCUAGUACACGAUCACAUACAGCAAGGCCAGAUUCACCAAGGAGUCCACCACAUGUGAAAAAAAGUGUGUAUAGACAAGAACAAGGGCGUACUCAACGCGGUGAUGUCUACGAUGAUGAUGAUAAUAAUAAUAAUAAUGAUAAUGAUAAUAGGGUACAGGAUAAGAAUAGCAACAAUGUUAAUGUUAAUGUUAACAAGAAAAGUGAGGAGGACAAGGAGAGUAGGGACUACUACUACUAUGAUGAUCUAAAGGUAUUCAAACCUCUUAUAACAUGUAUAGAUAAUUUAUGGAAUUCUGCAGAAGAAACCAAUAAAGGCAUUCUUGUGAUGUUUCUCGUAACUAUGAUGUCAUUUGUCCUCACUAUUGUUUCUUAUCCACUCUCACAGGUAGAUGUGACUGGUGGGAGUUGCUACACCUACUGGGGUUACAAAGAGAACUGUGACUCUAUUACCUAUACAAAUCGCACUGCCUAUAUUGAAUGUUCGCCGAUUCAAUCAAGAUUAAAUGUUGGAGCUGCCUUUGCAAGCAUGUCCCUUAUUUUACACUUUGCUGCGUUAGGAUGUAUUAUAGCAUUAAUGAAGAAGAGUGAUCUUCGUUUACUCCGUAUAGUCACGGCUGGGAUAUGUGGUGUUAUAUUUUUUUUUCAGCUUAUCGCUUGGGCUGCUAUUGCUGGUAUAUACACAUCGCGGUACUGUGAGAAUACCACUCUUCCACGGACUACGACAUAUGGAGUGGGAUUCGGUAUGCAGUUAACAUCAUGGUUUUUACUCAUGAUUGACAUGGCAGUCUCGGUUUUGUUUUUUGUACGCUAG
This is a messenger RNA of Trypanosoma theileri, 1536 nucleotides long. Its product is annotated as putative amastin. The record is from RefSeq and is a predicted model, not a curated record. The transcript has a single exon. Lineage: Eukaryota; Euglenozoa; Kinetoplastea; Trypanosomatida; Trypanosomatidae. The coding region runs from base 1 to 1536 and encodes 511 amino acids.